AUGAACUUAAAGUAUCCACGUUUCCGUAUCUCAGUUGAUCGGGGAGGAACCUUUACGGAUUUCGUGGGGGACGUCACGUUUGAGGAUGGAACAACGCAUUGGAAGACACUCAAGCUGUUGUCGUGUGAUCCGCAGCAUUACCCUGACGCUCCAAGUGAAGGUAUUCGACGCAUUAUGCGUUGCUAUAUCCCUGAUGUGGUGCCUGCCAGAGGUUUGAUAGAAAACGAAUACCUGGACGAGGUCCGCAUGGGAACCACAGUCGCCACGAAUGCGCUUCUGGAGCACAAUGGGGAGCGGUCUGUGAUGGUUUUAACAGAGGGUUUUGCCGACAUUUUGGAUAUUCGCGACCAGGCCCGUCCUUCCAUCUUUGCUCUGCACAUUAAGAAGAAUCCUGUUCUUGCGGAAUGCACCGUGGAGGCCAAGGAGCGUGUACGCAUAAUUUCAUUAAAAGAAGCAAGAUCCACAAUACCGUGGCCCAAGGAAUGGAUUAAAUGCGGGGAGAGCUACAUUGUAGAUGUCGUGCGGCCCCUGGAGAAGGAUGACCUGCGACAAAAGCUUCAGAAAGCAUAUAA
Messenger RNA from Trypanosoma cruzi, 572 nucleotides. RefSeq names its product 5-oxoprolinase, putative. Gene Ontology annotation, cellular component: cytosol. The record is from RefSeq and is a predicted model, not a curated record. Gene Ontology annotation, molecular function: 5-oxoprolinase (ATP-hydrolyzing) activity. The annotation marks the transcript as partial. The transcript has a single exon. NCBI's taxonomy places the organism in Eukaryota, Euglenozoa, Kinetoplastea, Trypanosomatida, Trypanosomatidae. Gene Ontology annotation, biological process: glutathione metabolic process.